GAUAUUCCCACUAUUCUCUGUCCUGUCACAUUCAUCAAUUGGCGAUGUCAAACACUGUUCCCAUCCCAAGCGGCAUGUACAAGUUAGGCUUCAUAGGAGCAGGAAAGUUAGCAGAGAGCAUUGCGAGAGGCGUAGUCAAAUCGGGCAUAUUGCCGGCUUCUCGUAUUCGAACUGCCCAUUGCGGCUCCACUCGCCGCACUGCCUUUGAAUCAUUUGGUGUCACCGUCUACGACCACAACAAGCAGGUUGUUGAAGAUAGUGAUGUGAUCAUAUUCUCUGUGAAGCCUCAAGUUGUUAAACACGUGAUAUUAGAACUGAAGCCUGUUUUUACUGAGAAACAACUUCUGGUGUCAGUUGCUGCAGGUGUCAAAUUGAUAGACUUGCAGGAAUGGGCAGGUAAUAGUAGAUUUAUUAGGGUGAUGCCAAACACUCCGGCAGCUGUUGGCGAGGCAGCUUCUGUGAUUAGCAUGGGGAAUGGGGCUUUAAAAGAAGACGGAGAACUGAUCUCAUUACUUUUUGGAGCUAUUGGAAAAGUGUGGAAAGCUGAUGAGAAAGUGUUUGAUGCAGUCACUGGUCUAAGUGGAAGUGGACCAGCAUACAUAUAUUUGGCCAUAGAGGCAUUGACUGAUGGAGGGGUAGCUGCUGGUCUUCCUCGAGACCUUGCACUUGGUCUUGCUACUCAAACUGUACUGGGGACUGCAACUAUGGUGGCCAGUGGAGGGAAGCACCCAGGUCAACUUAAAGAUGAGGUAGCCUCAGCUGGUGGCACCACCAUUGCUGGGAUUCAUGAGCUGGAGAAGGCUGGGUUUCGCGGGGUAUUGAUGAAUGCUGUUUUAGCUGCAACUAAGCGCAGUCGAGAUCUUUCCCAGAACUAGUUAACAAUUUUCCUGUCAGCUCUAGAUUAUUUGUUCUACAAAGUCAGAAAGCAGCUGUUCUCUUUCUCUUUUUAUUUAUUUAUUCAUUUUUUAUUAAUAAAUUGAUGCCACUUGAGUCUACAAUAAACAAUUACUCUUUGUGUAUUGGGGAUUUACCCGGUUCAGAAUACAUUGUCAAUUAUAGUUAAGAAUUUAGUGUCAUUGUGGAAAAAAAGAAUCAUGCGUCAGGCAAAACUGAUUGUCCCAUGUGAGGUGAAAGUCUAGGGGGUGAAUAAACUUUCAAAUCUUAACAUUUU
Messenger RNA from Cuscuta europaea, 1171 nucleotides. The record is from the annotation of a GenBank genome assembly. NCBI's taxonomy places the organism in Eukaryota, Viridiplantae, Streptophyta, Magnoliopsida, Solanales, Convolvulaceae.